AUGGGGGAGGACGGCGGGAUCACCACCAGCGUGCUGCAUCCGUUUCUCGGGGCCGUUGUGGAAGGCCUGGAUGUCUCCAGCAUCGGCCAAGAGGCCGUGACCAGCUUCCUGGCGCCUCUCCUCGAGUCGCAUGGCCUCCUCCUCUUCCGGAACCAGAAGCUCAGCCCUGGAGGCCUCCUGGAGUUCGUGGGAAGAUUCCCGGAUGCGGAUGUUGAGGAGCUACAGAAGCAGUCCCAGCCUUUUGCAGACGGCGACCCGUCUUGCUUGCCGGAGCUUCCGGGCGUUCGUGUCCUGGGCACCCCGUCCUCGGAUCGCGCUCUCUGGCAUGGGGCCGUCCCCGAGGCCAAUGAUCUUGGUAUGGAAUGGCACACCGAUGGCUGUGGCAUAACCGGCCUCUAUGCCGCGCAAGUGCCGCAUGGGGAGCGGACGCGCAGCACGCUGUGGGCCAGUGGGUACCAUGCCUGGGAUGUGCUGAGCGAUGAGGCAAAGAAGCAAGUCUUGGGAAUGAACUUCGUCUUCGGGCCGCGGUACUUGCUGGACGAAAGUGUGGCCAACAUGUGCCGCUACGGCGGGCGCAUGAGCGAGAACGGCUUGCGGCGAGUGAAGGACGUGGAUGCCGCAGCGCUGACGAAGGAGCAGCUGCAGCGACGAGAGGGCGCGAGCAACGCGAGGCGCUACGUGCACUUGAAUGGCUCACCUGCAAGGCAACACCCGUUCACUGGACGUACAGCUCUAUGGACGGUGCCCUUGUUGUUGCAGGAGUGCCAGGAUAUGGGGCUGGAACAAGCCAAGAUCCAGCUGGAGGAGAUUCUUUUGCCGGGGUUGAGUGGCGAUGCUGUUUACAGGCAUGACUGGCGUGUCGGUGACCUGGUGCUAUUCGACAACCGGAGCAUGAUGCACUCGGCUACAAAGCUGGUCGAUGCCCCACAGCUCAUGUACCAAGUCUUCCUCAGAACCAAGACGCAGAUGAAGUUUGCCAAGCAGACGCAACCAUGA
Molecule: messenger RNA, 996 nt
Organism: Symbiodinium natans
Lineage: Eukaryota; Dinophyceae; Suessiales; Symbiodiniaceae
Source: the annotation of a GenBank genome assembly